GGGCGGGGCUUGAUUAUCCGAGACUGUGUGCACCGCACAGUUUAUUCUACACCAUCGAUUACCAGCGAAACGAAGCGGGAUUGGAGUGUGUGGUCCACUUGUUCAAAGCCAAGUGAAUCCGGACGGAGAGACCUGGACGAAUAUUCAUUGAAAUCAUACGGUGAUCUCAUAUUGGAUGAGAGCCGUAUGAUAUGUAAGAUAGACCUAACGGUUGGUUCUGUCUGCAAACUGCAGCAAUGACCACCACCACCACUAUACCUGCGAGGGGUCAAGGACUGGGCAGGUGUGUUACCUGUGGAGCGCGUGGAAGGGCUAGCAAAUGUGCCGAUCAGUCACCCACACCUCUUUGCCUGUGUGUCUAGUUUAACCCCACAUGGAUGGAUGCUACCCGUUGGAACACAAAGACCUUCAGCAUGGUGAGCAGCCCUGCCUCUCCGAGCCCACACCUUGCCGGUUUCCUCGCCACAGCUUCGCCCUGAGACCCAGGCUCCACCGGAAACCGUCAUUCGGUCAGCCUAUUCUAACCGGAGCACCAUGGUGAGACGAGCAACCACUCGGUAAUCUACCAGAGGACCCCGAUUCAACUCUCAUUCUUCCCCAGUCUUUGUUGUAUACAUUAAGUCUGCCUGCGCUCUGGGUUUCCUUUGUAACACAGGGUUUACGCAGAGCCGAGUGGACAGGGCAGCAGAGCGCCAGGGGUUUGGCAGUUAUUUUUGUCGAGAUGGCAGCGGGGCCAGAGCGGCCGGUGGCAGAGGCGCAGCAGCAGGAGCGGGACCAACCGCCAAUUGAGAACGGCUUCAUGUCGCUGGAGCAGACACAGGCCCCCAGGCUGCUGCCGCACGUCGACGGCUCAGUUAUACCGUCUCUCGGGGGAUUUGGGAAACACCAAAAACAGCUCGUGAUCCUGACGUGGAUACCAGCUUUAUUUAUCGGAUUUAGCCAGUUUUCGGAUUAUUUCCUUUUGGCCCAACCGAACAGCACGUGCGUACAGCCUCUGGUCAACGGGAGUAAUUGGACCAUGGGAUCUUUAACGUUACCGUUGACCGUCACGAAUGGUGGCAUUGGUACACCCGUGCCGUACCUCCCCCUAGACAAUGGCACAAGAGACGGUGACAGGGGUGGCAUGCAAUGUGCGUGUAAGGAGUGGAAGCUCGAACUGCAGACUGGACUCAGUCAGAACGUGGUAACCAAGUGGAACCUGGUGUGUGAUUCGGCCUGGAAGGUUCACAUCGCCAAGUUCUCUCUCUUAGUGGGAUCUAUCUUCGGCUACCUGGUGAUGGGCAUCCUAGCCGACUGGUUCGGUCGUCACCCGGUCCUGAUAGUCUCGGUGCUGUUCAUGUUGGUGUUUGGUUUGAGUGUAGCGUUCUCCUUCAACAUGACCAUGUUCAGCACAUUACGUUUCUUUGAGGGCUUCUGUCUGGCUGGCCUCACUCUCUCCCUCUACAUACUGAGGAUUGAGUUGUGCCUGCCAGGCUGGCGUUUCUCCAUGACCAUGGUGGCCAGUUUCCUCAUGGUGGGCGGGCAGCUGGUGAUGCCCGGGGUGGCGGCUCUGUGUCGUGAUUGGCCCGCCCGGGAUGAUUGGCAGGUCCUGCAGAUUAUUAUCAUCUGCCCCUUCGUCCUCAUGCUGCCCUACAUCUGGAUCUUCCCUGAGUCCCUGCGGUGGCUCCUGGCCACCCAGCACUACCGCCGCUCUAAAGCCAUGAUGCUCUGCAUCGCCAGGAAGAACCAGGUCGACAUGACAACCGAGCCCAGUGGCGUUCUAACAGAGCUGGAGCAUGAGCUGCAUAAGAAGCCAAAGAGGACCUGCAUCGUCAAGAUGACCAGCACCAGAAACCUGUGGAAGAACAUCGUCGUGCUCUGUGUCAACUCGUUGACUGGGUACGGUAUCCACCACUGUUUUGCCCGCAGUAUGAUGGACCCAGAGGCUCCUGUGUCGGCCAUGUUUCACGCUGACUACUACACUAUGGCUGGCAUCGCCGUAGCGACGUGCCUGGCGCUGUGCCCGGCCGUGGCAUUCAUGGGUCGUCGGGGCGGACUGCUCACCUUCAUGAUCAUCACCGCCCUGGCAUCACUGCUGCAGCUGGGUCUGCUCAACUUGAUUGGCAAGUACAGCCUUCGCCAUGACACAGUUCUGAGGGACACGCUAAACAGGAAGUUCUCUGUGGCAUUCUCCAUCAUUGGAAUGUUCUCCUCUCAUGCCGUCAGCACCCUCAGCAUCUUCUUCUGCGCUGAGAUCACUCCCACCGUCAUCAGGGGUGGUGGUCUGGGCCUGGUCCUGGCCAGUGCUGGCUUCGGCAUGCUGACGGCCCCCAUCAUGGAGCUUCACAACCAGAAGGGCUACUUCCUGCAUCACAUGAUCUUCGCUGCCUGCACCCUGCUGUGCAUCAUCUGUCUGCUACUGCUGCCCGAGCCGCGCAACCAGCCCCUGCCAGAGAGCCUCGCGGAUGGGGAGAGCUACACUCGCCAGCCCCUCCUCACCCACCGGCCUGGAGAGCAGCACCUCCUUCUCACCAAGCCUGGGAAUAGGGAUUUAUACUCCCGGGUCCACGACACGCCGCGGCAUCUUACGGCCACCGGGGGCGCCACAACAGCAGCGGCUACUGCUCUUGCAGCAGUGCCGACAUCGUAUGCUACCGGAGGGGAGGCGAUCAGUAAUAUUAUGGUGUCAAAUGGGGUGGGAGGGUCGUCGUAGCAGCAGACACACACUCCUCUCUGACACACACAGACAGAGGAUAGGACAAGACUGUGCUGCGGGGAUGGCAGGGACUGUCCCAUUCCUGGUCACUGUCAUGACUGGCCUGGUCUGAUGUGAUCAUUCAGUCAGGAGAACAUGGAAUAAUUCCACUUGUCAGAUUCUUCCAUGAGGAAUUCUUUAAUUUUAAAACAUUCCCAUUCUGGUGGGUUUAAUGGACAAAUGAACCCUCUCAUUAGACUCAUGAUACGAUCUCUCCACGUUGUGUUAGUGCGAAAGGGGGAAAUCGAGCUUCCCCAAUCAUGGACAUCCAAGAUUUGGACAAAAUAAAAAAAUCAUUACUAUUCAGAUGCCCCAGGAGGGCAUCAAUGGUUGGAUUUAAAUGGGUGGUAAUGUAUUAUGGUGAUGUAGUGAUUCUCUUCGUCCUAAAUGUCACCAUAUUCCCUAUAUAGUGUACUGCUUUUGACCAGGGCCUGCAUAGUGAACUACUCAUGACCCGAGGCCUAUCUAUAGGGAAUAGGGUAUUAUUUUGAAAACUCAAUAUGAUUUAGUAAGACUUUGAGGGCCUGCAAUAGAACAGGAUCUUGGAACAAAAUAUGGAAAAGUAUGUGUUUGCAAUUAACUGAAACUCGUUACAAUGACUUACAUGUAUUAGUGCCCAUAGGGUAGUUGUUGCCAAGGGUUGGCAGUGUGUAGAAUGAGUACCAUGGUUUCUGCAUGGGUCCAUGCUGAGGAGGGAUGCCAUGGUGUUUGUAAGUUAUCAGCAGAAUAGUGUACUCAAACCGCAUAGAGACAAAUGUAGAGAGCAGCAGAGCAGACACUGUAUACUAUAUUUCAUUUGAAACAUCAUGACUUUCAACAGUGAUGUGUGCUCUAUGCAAUUCAUUUCCCUGUUUAAUCAAAUGUAAUAAAAUAUUUGUCAGCCAACUUGUUUUAUGUGAAACUGCUGUGCUCUAAAUUGAAUAAAAGGGUAGGCCUACUUAAUGGGUUUAUUUAUGAAUUUGCGCCUCUCACCCCCCUGUCAAAAGUCCAAGUUGGCACUUUAUCCUUAGUAGCAGUGGAAUCAAUAUGAUGACUUUAGAAAACGGAGUAUUGCUUCCCCCAUUUAAUGUUGGUGAAUGAUGGUUGUCAACACAAUGCUAUGUGAGUGACAGCCGGAAACCUAAAAACUGGGAUGGAAAAGGAUUCAAACUUUUUAUGGUGUUUUUAUUUCCGUAUUCUAUGGUGUUGAGUGAACACUACUAGUUAGUUACUAGUAUGUGCAGAAUAUGUCCCAAAUAGCACCCUAUUUGCUACAUGGUGUACUACUUGGUCAAAAGUAGUGCACUACAUAGGGAAUAGGGUACAAUUUGAGAUUGAGCCUGUCACCACUAUGAAACAUAUGUUUCUGAAUGGCUUUAUCAUGAUGGUUCUUUUGUUUAAAAAAACCAAAAACAUUUUACAACUGGACAGGCGACUUUGAAAGAAUCAUUCAGUAAUUCAGUAUUUAUUUUUGUCAUGUUGCCAAGGGCAUUCUUGUUGCUUGAAAUACCUCUGUAAUUUAGCUAAUUCUGACCUUUCCUGUCCCUGUUCUCAACACUGUGGUAAAUAAUGUUAGUAGUAUAUUGCUGUUUUUAGGACUUGUUUCAACCUGUCUCUUUAGCACGGUUAAAUAAUGGCUGACCAUGCCACGAAGCACAAUGUCUAUCAGGGUUUUGAAAUGGUUAGUGUCUAGUUUAUUAGCUUAGUACAAUAGUGUGAUCUAGUUAGAACAGCUGUGACUUAGAGUAUGUUUGUAUACAAACUACUCUAACAUACAAAUGAUUAAUUCACACCUUACAUUAACGGCCUCAGGUGAUUUUAUUUGUCCCCCUAAGUUUUCUGAAAAGACUGUAGAAACACCAGCAAAUCAGCUCCAACUGAUUUUAAUUUUAGAAGUCUGUUACAAAGUAUUCCCACGCAUAAGAGAUAUGUGACCGUAUACAAAUGUAAACAAGAUUUGAAAUGAUUUGUUUUCAUCAAAUAUCUAUUUGGGCUUCCUUCAGCCAAUUUGCAGUCUACAAAUCAUUUUUAAGUAUGAUCCGGCCCCCUGACCAUCCACUCAACAAAAAAGAAUCAGCUGCUGCUGAAUCUAGUUAAUGAUCCCUGAUGUAUGCACUAUCAUAUUUCAAGUACUAGGCACAUCAAUUAGUUUCAUAGGACAAUUUGUCACACAAUGUGCAUAGAUGACCUUAAAAAGGACAAGUAUACUCUAUACAUUUCUACCAUAUUUGAUGCAAAUGGCACAUAUUUUGACGAUGGACACCUUGUAUUGUUUAUUUGGUAGUUUGUAAAUGUUUAUCAAUGAAAUUUUGUGGUAAAAUAAAUGAAAUUCCAUGAGUGAUUGUCAACCACUAAUAUUUUCUAAAUGUUUUUUGUUAUAUGAUGCACUUGUACAUAUUAAAACCAUAAAUGUUGUUUUGAUAAUAAACCACUUAAUGUAUUGUUUGUCAAUAAAUGAACACUAUCGAGGUGAUACAUGUGA
Messenger RNA from Salvelinus fontinalis (brook trout), 5195 nucleotides. RefSeq names its product solute carrier family 22 member 23-like. The transcript is spliced from 10 exons. Gene Ontology annotation, cellular component: membrane. Gene Ontology annotation, biological process: transmembrane transport. NCBI's taxonomy places the organism in Eukaryota, Metazoa, Chordata, Actinopteri, Salmoniformes, Salmonidae. Bases 722 to 2692 code for a protein of 656 amino acids. Gene Ontology annotation, molecular function: transmembrane transporter activity. The record is from RefSeq and is a predicted model, not a curated record.